Pelodiscus sinensis (Chinese soft-shelled turtle) is the source of this 954-nucleotide messenger RNA. The record is from RefSeq and is a predicted model, not a curated record. Lineage: Eukaryota; Metazoa; Chordata; Testudines; Trionychidae.
AUGUCCAACCACACCACCGUGACCGAGUUCCUUCUCCUGGGAUUCUCUAACAUCCGGGAGCUGCAGAUUCUGCACUUUGUGGUGUUUCUGGUGCUUUACCUGGCUGCCCUGAUGGGGAAUCUUCUCACUGUCACAGCCAUCGUCCUCGACCAUCGUCUUCACACCCCCAUGUACUUCUUCCUGGCGAACCUGGCUGUUCUCGACAUUGGCUGCAUCUCGGCUGUUGUCCCCAAAUCCAUGGCCAAUUCCCUCAGCAACACCACCCUGAUUUCUUACUCGGGCUGCGUCACACAGGUGUUUUUCCUCCUCUUCUCGGUGGGAGCAGAUGUUUUCCUUCUCACCGUCAUGGCCUACGACCGAUAUGUGGCCAUCUGCCGGCCACUGCACUACGAGAGAGUGAUGAACUGGAGAGCUUGUGUCCAAAUGGCCACCAGCGUGUGGGUCGGUGGCGUUCUCAACUCCACACUGCACACCGGGAACAUUUACACCAUGUCCUUCUGCCACGGUCAUGUGGUGGACCAAUUCUUCUGUGAAAUCCCCCGACUCCUCAAGCUGGCCUGCUCUGAUUCCUACCGCACUGAAAAUGGACUCAUUGUCCUUAGUAUCUGCCUAUUGCUCAUCUGCCUUGUGUUCACCUUUGUGUCCUACGUUCAGAUCUUCAAAGCAGUGCUGAGAAUCCCCUCGGAGCAGGGCCGGCGUAAAGCCUUCUCCACCUGCCUCCCCCACCUCAUCGUGAUCUCUGUUCUAAUUGGCACUGGGUCCUUCUCUUACCUGAAACCGAUUUCCGGCACAAUCUCGCGUCUGGACCUCAUUUUGGCUGUUGCCUAUUCCAUGGUACCACCCAUGCUGAACCCAGUUAUCUACAGCAUGAGGAACAAGGAGCUCAAAGCUUCGCUGAGAAAACUGACUAGGUGGAGGUUGUUCCCUAAGAAUAAAAAGUCGAUGUCUCUCUGA